Messenger RNA from Pseudophryne corroboree (corroboree frog), 1020 nucleotides. It is a transcript of the gene ENOPH1, whose product is annotated as enolase-phosphatase 1. The record is from RefSeq and is a predicted model, not a curated record. Lineage: Eukaryota; Metazoa; Chordata; Amphibia; Anura; Myobatrachidae. The transcript is spliced from 6 exons. Gene Ontology annotation, molecular function: acireductone synthase activity; magnesium ion binding. The coding region runs from base 166 to 945 and encodes 259 amino acids.
CGACCGUUCUGCCGCCCGCAGCUGCAGUAGGGUAGGAGUAGGGUGUGUUCCUGCUCUCACGCCCCCCUCGCUGUGUCACACACGCAGCAGCAGUAGGCCGGGCUCCGGGUACCGCUGCUGCCACUGGUGUGUGACUGUGACCGAGGCUGCUGAUGGUGCACAGACAUGCUGCUGCCGCUGCCCCCCUCAGUCACCGCGCUACUAUUAGAUAUAGAGGGCACCACUACCCCGAUCACGUUUGUGAAGGACAUUUUGUUUCCUUAUAUUCAUGACAAUGUUGAAGAAUAUUUGCAGAAACACUGGCAAGAAGAAGAGUGCCAGGAGGAUGUUCGGCAGCUAAGAUUACAGGCAGAAAAAGACUGUGGACUGAAUGGAUUUGUGCCUAUUCCAGAUGUAACCGAUAAUAAUGCAGAGUUGCAACAAGUCAUACAAGGCGUAGUGAAUAAUGUUCAUUGGCAAAUGUCACUGGACAGAAAGACUACAGCACUUAAGCAGCUCCAGGGCCAUAUGUGGAGGUGUGCAUAUGCUACUGGACAAGUUAAAGGAGAGGUAUACGAGGAUGUGCAGCCGGCAUUGAGAAAAUGGAGGAAUGCGGGCCUGAAGUUAUAUAUAUAUUCUUCUGGCAGUGUUGAAGCACAGAAGCUCCUGUUUGGACACUCAAUCGAAGGUGAUCUGCUUAAGUUCUUUCAUGGGCAUUUUGAUACCACCAUUGGUUCCAAGUUAGAAAGUGAGAGCUACAGAAAAAUUGCUGAAAUAAUUGGAUGCUCCACUGGGAACAUUCUUUUUCUCACAGAUGUUACUAAAGAGGCACAAGCUGCGGAGGAAGCAGGAGUGCACGUGGCUCUAGUAGUAAGAUCUGGCAAUGCAGCACUAACGGAUGAGGAGAAAUCAGCGUACCGGCUUAUAUCAUCAUUCGAUCAGCUUACCUUGCCUUCCAAACAAUGAGCAGAAGAUGUUUCAUAACUGCAUAAUACUGUUGUUUUUUUGUUCAAAUGUAAUUAAAAUAAUGAAACACUAGAA